AUGUCCACAACAUCGGAAAUAUCGAUGGAAGAAAUGGAGGGGUGUAGUGGAAGCCUUACGGAGGCUGUGAGUCCAUCAACAGGAGCAGUAACCAAGAUGAGAAAGGUGUCGGUUGAUAAAGGACCGGAAAAGCUAAAAGAUAGCAUGGCAUCGGUGAAGAAUAUAAUGGGAUGGUUCAUGACAACGACGAUGCAUGAUCUUAUAGGUAAAACCUUCACUGUGGAGAGGAAAAAAGCGUUUUCGCAGAAGAUCAUGGAAUUGGAAAGGGCGAUUACUGUAAUGAUGAAUCAAUGUGGUGUGGCUAAUGCAAAGUUGGAAGAAAGUAGGUACAGUAACGAAAAGCUAAUAGACAGAUUAUGCGAAAUUAGAAAGGAGAAGGAAAUGAUGGAAGUAAGAGUAAUGGAACUAGAAAAAGGGAACACCAGAACAAGGGAAGAAGAGGACGGGGAUAGCUCUAGAAUGCCUCCGCCAAACAUGGUGCCAUCAUAUUCUCAAGCGGUAAGGAAUAGGAACAGGGAGGAAGGAUUAAAGGAAAAGAACGAUAGAGUAACUGAGAGAGCAAGAUCAAGGUCCUCAAAAAGGAAUAAAAUAAGAAAGGAGUGUAAAGAACAAACACCACAGGUGCCGUUUGAACUUAAUAUUGGAGACGGGGAGGCACACAACACAAAGGAAGAACUGUGGAUGGAAGUUACCAAAAAGGUAACGGUUCCGAAGAUGACGUUGCUCAAGAAAAAUGACAAGCUAAUAAUUACUGCGAAGGAUGAGGAGACUCUAAAGGCACUAAAAGAUAUUGCCACAGAGGACAAAAGGAUUAAGGAAAGAAGUGCAAGGUGGCCCAAACUCAUGGUAAAGGGAGUAGACAAAGAGAUACCAGGAGAUCAAAUAUCUCGGGCAAUUGCUUUCUCAAAUAGGGAAAUUGGGGUAGAACUGGUAGAGGCGGAGAGAAAUAUAAAGCCAUUGUUUAGAAAGGGCCCAAGACAUAUGGAUACGGUGAAUUGGGUGAUAGAAGUGGCACCAGGACUAAGUGAAAGAAUAAUGAAGAUGGGAUAUGUUUACAUUAAAUGGAAUAGAUGCAAGGUGCAAGAAUUCUAUGAUGUGUCACAAUGCUUCAAGUGUUUGGGGUUCGGACACAUCAUGACUAAAUGCAGGCAGGAGGGAUUUAGAUGUAAACAUUGUGCGGGAACACAUGACUCAUGGAACUGUAUGACCAAGGAGAAUGUCAAGUGCUACAAUUGUGGUCAACAGCACAUUGCAACAUCCGACAUUUGUAUCACAAAAGAAAGGAAAAUAAGAGACCAACUUAGGAGGACAGAUUAUGGUGAUAGACAUGGCGAAUCUACCCAACUGUCAUGA
Molecule: messenger RNA, 1353 nt
Organism: Daktulosphaira vitifoliae (grape phylloxera)
Lineage: Eukaryota; Metazoa; Arthropoda; Insecta; Hemiptera; Phylloxeridae
Exons: 1
Coding region: 1-1353 (450 amino acids)
Source: RefSeq, a predicted model, not a curated record